AUGCUCAAAAAAACAAUACUGCAGGGUUUCCUCUCCCUCGCCUUCUGCCUCCAAGCGAACGCAACGGUGGGCGAUAUCCCAGGGAUCAUGGGCCCGAUCCCUCGGGUCAACAACAUCGCCAACGUCGACACCUCUAAGUAUUUCAAGCAGAAGCCCGGCGACUUCAACCACCCGGGCCUCUGGCACACACACGACGAUCUUGAGCGGGUGCGCAAGAAUGUCCUCGCUAAGAGAGAGCCCUGGGCGUCUGCGUUUGAGAAAUUCAGCGCAGACCCUCAUUCCCAAGCAAACUACACCAUGCAAGGCCCCGCGGCUGUCCUCAGCAGAGGCGACGUGUCGAAUUAUACCUCCUUUACCCACGACGCAAGGGCGGCCUGGCAGAAUGCCUGGAUGUGGUACAUCACUAAGGACCAGGCACAUUGGGAUCGGAGCACGACGAUCCUCGAUGCCUGGGGCUCAAAUCUUACAGAUAUUAUCGGCACCGACCGCUCUUUGCUUGUUGGGUUAGAGGGCGAUAUUUUCGUGAACGCAGCAGAGAUCAUGCGGUGGGAAGGCGGGUGGAAGGAGGCAGGCGCCAAGUGGCAGGGGGGCAGUGGAUUCUCUAUCCAACUGUACUGGCUGUUCUCGCGGCAGUCGAUUCCAAUAGGGCAGGCAAACUACGGCAUGGCGAGUAUCAAAGCUCUGUUGAGUUUCGCCGUGUACCUCGACGACGUGCAGCUCUACAACUAUGCGAUGGACGCAUUCAUUCAGGAUAACUGCGCCGGCUUGUUCGCGACCUACGAGCCUUCUACGGGCCAAUCUACCGAGGCGGGUCGUGAUCAGAGUCAUACAAUGUCUGGGCUCGGCUGGGCCGCGUAUGCUGCUCGUGUGGGACAAAGCCAGGGCGUUGACUUGUACGGCCUGGGCAAUAACCUCCUUCUAAAGGGCGCCGAAUACGCGGCGAGAUACAACCUCAACGAGACGGUUAAAUACGAUCCCAACUGGUACAGAUGCGAGGCUGUUCUCGUGAACGGACCGUGGGAUACCAUCUCCGAAGAGAAGCGCGGCGUGACGAACCAGAACCCCAUCUGGGAUAUUUUCUACUAUCAGUAUGUCGUUAAGCGCAAGCUCAAGGCGCCGUGGACCACAAAGGCGAAGGAAGCGGAGGGCUUUGAAGGGGCAAUCUCUGGUGAUGAUCAUCCUAGUUGGGGGGAGCUAAUAUGGGCUUACUAG
Aspergillus puulaauensis is the source of this 1212-nucleotide messenger RNA. RefSeq lists its product as uncharacterized. The coding region runs from base 1 to 1212 and encodes 403 amino acids. The transcript is spliced from 2 exons. The record is from RefSeq and is a predicted model, not a curated record. NCBI's taxonomy places the organism in Eukaryota, Fungi, Ascomycota, Eurotiomycetes, Eurotiales, Aspergillaceae.